Molecule: messenger RNA, 2660 nt
Organism: Haliaeetus leucocephalus (bald eagle)
Lineage: Eukaryota; Metazoa; Chordata; Aves; Accipitriformes; Accipitridae
Gene: FGD4
Product: FYVE, RhoGEF and PH domain containing 4
Exons: 17
Coding region: 61-2607 (848 amino acids)
Biological process (GO): cytoskeleton organization; filopodium assembly
Cellular component (GO): cytoplasm
Molecular function (GO): guanyl-nucleotide exchange factor activity; zinc ion binding
Source: RefSeq, a predicted model, not a curated record
GCAUGAAAACAUUGGAAUGUAAGGAUUUCUGCUCACGGUAAUGACGUUCCUAUAUAAGGCAUGGGUAGCUGCAGCAGCAUCUGUCCAAAGUCCUUAAUAUUGUCUAGGUCUUGUACAGCGAGUGCCACAACCAGGCUAGUUGAGCAGAAUGUACACAAUGAAGCGGCUCAGGGAAUAAAUGGAAGUGUGCCAGUCAAACAGUCCCCACGUUCAGCUUCAAAUCCAAAGCCACAAGUGCCUCCAAAGCCAAUCCAUCUGCAGAAGGUGUCACCUGUUACAUACCAAACCCCUAGGCAUAAAGCUUUAUCAAAUCAGAAACCAAGAAUGGAGGAAGAGACACCCACCCCUGUUUCUAGUGUCGCAAAGGAAAAGUCCAGUAAAGUGUCAGAUCUUAUCAAUCGUUUUGAGGGAGGCAGCCCGUUAAAUCCUAGUGAUUUGAAGAAAGAUUCCUCUGUUCUCCACAUUUCUAAAUCUCAAGGAAGAUAUGGGUCAACACCAUCACCUCAGCCAAAACUCCCCUCCCAGCACCCACUACAAAAACAGGGAAACAGUAAUACCGACAAAACUCAGGUUGUACAGCUACACACAGCCAACGGAGUAGUAGCACAAGACCAGACGGAAGAUGAGGACAGGAGAUUACCAGAUCGUGGCUCUGCUAUAUCCACCCUGGUUCCAGAUAAUGCCAUUGACAGCAGCUUGAUAAAUGGGGAAAGAGAAAGUACUUCCAGAGAGUCAUUGCAAAGUAUGACUGCCUGUGAAGGACAGAUGCUUAACAGCUGCUACAGGACUCGAAGCAGUGAUACACUGCUCCCAUCUGAAAAUGAAACUCUAGAAAUUAAUACUAAUGUGAAGGAAGAACCAACUGAGGAAAUGAGUAAGCAAGAUCAACCUGUAGAAACAAAGGAGACAGAUGAACAGAAACGUCACAAAAUUGCCAGUGAACUUCUGCAAACAGAAAAAGCCUACGUUAGCCGACUUGACCUCCUAGAUGGGGUAUUCUAUUCCAGACUCCUUGAGGAAGCCAACAGAGGUUCAUUUCCAGCUGAAGUGAUUAACAAAAUCUUUUCUAACAUCUCAUCAAUAAAUGCUUUCCACAGUAAAUUCUUGCUUCCAGAACUUGAGAAAAGAAUGCAAGAAUGGACUACCACCCCCAGAAUUGGAGAUAUUCUGCAAAAGUUAGCUCCUUUCCUCAAGAUGUAUGGAGAGUAUGUGAAGAAUUUUGAUAAUGCAAUGGAAUUGGUGAAAACGUGGACUGAACGGUCACCUCAAUUCAAAUUCAUUAUUCAGGACAUUCAGAAGGAAAAAGUGUGUGGAAAUUUGACAUUGCAACAUCACAUGCUAGAACCAGUACAACGGAUUCCACGCUACGAGAUGCUUCUAAAGGACUACCUAAGGAAAUUGCCUCAGGAUUCUCUAGACUGGAAAGAUGCUGAAAAGUCCCUGGAAAUUAUAUCCACUGCAGCAAGUCACUCAAAUAGUGCAAUAAGAAAAAUGGAGAAUCUAAAGAAAUUGUUAGAGAUAUAUGAGAUGCUGGGAGAAGAGGAAGACAUUGUGAACCCUUCAAAUGAACUGAUAAAAGAAGGACAGAUCCUUAAACUCGCUGCUCGCAAUACGUCUGCUCAAGAACGGUAUCUUUUCCUAUUUAACAAUAUGUUGCUCUACUGCGUUCCCAAAUUCAGCCUGGUAGGAUCAAAGUUCUCAGUUCGAACCAGAGUCGGCAUAGAUGGUAUGAAGAUUAUAGAAACUCAUAAUGAAGAAUAUCCACACACUUUUCAAGUGUCUGGAAAAGAGCGAACACUGGAGUUGCAGGCCAGUUCUGAACAAGAUAAAGAAGAAUGGAUAAAGGCCCUUCAGAAUACUAUAGAAGCUUUUCAGCAGAGGAAUGAAACUUUCAGAAACGCUAUUGCUAAAGAAUAUGAAGACAUACCUGUUGAGGUUUCUAACGCUGAGCUUGGAAAGAGAGCACCGAGGUGGAUACGAGACAACGAAGUAACCAUGUGCAUGAAAUGCAAGGAGCCCUUUAAUGCGCUGACAAGGAGAAGGCACCACUGCCGAGCAUGUGGACAUGUGGUUUGCUGGAAAUGUUCUGAUUACAAGGCACAUCUCGAAUAUGAUGGCAAUAAAUUGAACAAAGUCUGUAAGGACUGCUAUCAUGUUAUAAUUGGUUGUACAGACAGUGAAGAAAAGAAGAAGAAAGGCAUCUUGGAGAUUGAAUCUGCGGAAGUCUCUGGAAAUAGUGUCAUAUGUAGCUUUCUUCAGUACAUGGAAAAAUCAAAGCCCUGGCAGAAAGCGUGGUGUGUUAUACCUAAACAGGAAGCUCUUGUGCUGUACAUGUAUGGUGCUCCCCAGGAUGUUAAAGCUCUGGCUACAAUUCCACUUCUGGGCUAUACAGUAGAUGACACUCCAAGAAGUGCUGACCUCCCGCACAGCUUCAAACUGACCCAGUCUAAGUCUGUGCACAGCUUUGCUGCAGACAAUGAGGAACUAAAACAGAAAUGGCUAAAAGUUAUCCAUUUAGCUGUCAAAGGUGAGACACCAGAAUGUCAAAAUGAACUGCAAGUGAAUUUAGAAGAGCAACCUGAAUCUUCUAAAACAUCUGAAUGCUGAAGCUCAAGAACAUAUGGUAUUUUUAAAAGAUUUCAAUUGAAUUUGUGGUUAAC